CUGCGAGGUGAAGCUUUAACUUCAGACUUGGAGGUGGGCUGUGAGCAGUCAACUGGAAUGCUCUCCCUCGCUCACUCCUCAGUGUAGGAGUGCCCCGAAGCAGGACAGCUCAGCCUGCAUCUGCCCUGGGCUUUGUGUGGACUGGACGCGGAGCCCGGGAGAGGGGGAGGGUUAUCACUCCAGUUCCCAGUCAGUGGAAUUAUACAGCUAUAGCGGCAGUAUAUAUGGAAUUGCUUUUCUUCGUCUUCCUGUUUCUUCUCUAGACUAUAUUGCCCAAUCAAAUAGAAACUCCAAUUAUGUUCAGCAUCUCCCGCCUAGGGAUACAAGACCCUAAUGAAAGCUCAGUGUCUCCAGAUGAAAAAUACAAUUAUCAGCUUGAAACAUGCAAGAGCACUGCAGAGAGACAUACUCUUGGCUGACCUGACUAGAGGAACAAUCAAAAGUUUAAAAAUCUCCAUUCAUCAGCGUCAUCUUCUCAACUUUGGAGUAUGUACUCAAGAGAUGCUCAGACCCAGUAUGCUUUAAGGAAGAGAAAUAUAAAGGAAAUCUAUUAUGCUUCCUUUUUUUCCCACGAAGACUAUUUGAAUUAAGUUUUCUUUACCUCUUAAAAAAGAAUACCUGUUCUUGCAUAACGUGACUACACCAGAUAUUCUAAGAAAGCAGCAAGAAGCAAAAGCUGGAAAUAGCUAUUUCACAGCAGGUAAUCAUACCUCAGGAUGUAGCUACUGUACAGAGUUUAUACUUGGAUGACCCUGGAUGGGAAUAAAGGUGGGGGGUAACUGCCUGAAAAACCUAUUACUAUCCAGGCCUUAGCAUCAUGAAUGGCUUUCUUCAUGAGGAUCUGAAGUUACUAUCUCUGAGCACAUUGCACAGAAGAGCCAAUAAGAAUUUCAAAAAAAGCAAUUUCCACUAAGGGAAUUAAGCUACACAAAAGAAACCUUCACACAGAAACUCUAUCAGAAAGAAAAAAAAAAUACAUAGGAAGCCAUGUGUUCUACAUAGUAACAGGAAGCUGAAUUGUUUCUGGCCCCCACUUUUUAAUGAGCUUGCCCACCAUGCUGAACCACAGCUGGAAUGUUCGUUGACAACAGCGAGCCUGAUCUGGAGGUGUGUGCGUCAUAGGAUUACUUGAAUAAACAGUGAAGAGCAUUUCCAAGGACAAAACAAGAGUUCAUAAGUCCCAUCCCCUCACCAGGAAAAUAAUAUAUGUGCAUUGGAUUUUCACUCACGCAAAAUUUACUCACAUCGUUGUUCAAUAAGGGCUCUGAAGCUACCUGGUAUACAGACCUCAACACUGCUGACCAUGAUCAGCCCAGCCUGGAGCAUCUUCCUCAUCGGGACUAACAUUGGGCUGAUCCUUCAGGUGGCACCUCUUUCAGUUAUGGCUAAAUCCUGCCCAUCUGUGUGCCGCUGUGAUGCAGGUUUCAUUUACUGUAAUGAUCGCUUUCUGACAUCCAUUCCAAUAGGAAUACCAGAGGAUGCUACAACUCUCUACCUUCAGAACAACCAAAUAAAUAAUGCUGGGAUUCCUUCAGAUUUGAAAAACUUGCUGAAAGUAGAAAGAAUAUACCUAUACCGCAACAGUUUGGAUGAGUUUCCUACCAACCUACCAAAGUACGUAAAAGAAUUACAUUUGCAAGAAAAUAACAUAAGGACCAUCACUUAUGAUUCACUUUCAAAAAUUCCCUAUCUGGAAGAAUUGCAUUUAGAUGAUAACUCCGUCUCUGCUGUUAGCAUCGAAGAGGGGGCAUUCCGAGACAGCAACUAUCUCCGACUGCUUUUCCUAUCCCGGAAUCACCUUAGCACAAUCCCCUGGGGUUUGCCCAGGACUAUAGAAGAACUACGCUUGGAUGAUAACCGAAUAUCCACCAUCUCAUCACCAUCGCUUCAAGGUCUCACCAGCCUAAAACGCCUGGUUCUGGAUGGAAACCUGUUGAACAACCAUGGUUUAGGUGAUAAAGUUUUCUUCAACCUAGUCAACUUAACAGAACUGUCACUGGUGCGGAAUUCCCUGACGGCUGCACCAGUAAACCUUCCAGGUACAAACCUGAGGAAGCUCUAUCUUCAAGAUAACCACAUCAACCGGGUGCCCCCAAAUGCUUUUUCUUACCUAAGGCAGCUGUAUCGACUUGAUAUGUCCAAUAACAACCUAAGUAAUUUACCUCAGGGUAUCUUUGAUGAUUUGGACAACAUAACCCAACUGAUUCUUCGCAACAACCCCUGGUAUUGUGGAUGCAAGAUGAAAUGGGUACGUGACUGGUUACAAUCACUGCCUGUGAAGGUCAAUGUGCGUGGGCUCAUGUGUCAAGCCCCAGAAAAAGUUCGGGGGAUGGCUAUCAAGGACCUCAACGCAGAACUGUUUGAUUGUAAAGACCGUGCAGUUGUGAGCACCAUUCAGAUAACCACUGCAAUACCCAACACAGUGUAUCCUGCUCAAGGACAGUGGCCAGCUCCAGUGACCAAACAACCAGACAUUAAGAGCCCCAAGCUCACUAAGGAUCAACGAACCACAGGGAGUCCAACAAGAAAGACCAUUGUAAUUACUGUGAAAUCUGUCACCGCUGACACAAUUCAUAUCUCUUGGAAACUUGUCCUACCUAUGACGGCUUUAAGACUCAGCUGGCUCAAACUGGGCCAUAGCCCAGCAUUUGGAUCUAUAACAGAAACAAUUGUAACAGGGGAACGCAGUGAAUACCUGGUCACAGCCCUGGAGCCUGACUCCCCCUAUCGAGUCUGCCUGGUUCCCAUGGAAACCAGUAACCUCUACCUAUUUGAUGAAACUCCUGUUUGUAUUGAGACUGAAACUGCACCCCUUCGAAUGUACAACCCUACAACCACCCUUAACCGAGAGCAAGAGAAAGAACCUUACAAAAACCCCAGCUGGCCACUGGCUGCCAUUAUUGGUGGGGCUGUGGCUCUGGUGACGAUUGCCCUUCUUGCUUUAGUGUGCUGGUAUGUUCAUAGGAACGGAUCGCUCUUCUCAAGGAACUGUGCGUACAGCAAAGGGAGGCGAAGAAAGGAUGACUAUGCGGAAGCUGGCACUAAGAAGGACAACUCCAUCCUGGAAAUCAGGGAGACUUCUUUUCAAAUGUUACCAAUAAGCAAUGAACCGAUCUCAAAGGAGGAAUUUGUAAUACACACCAUAUUUCCUCCCAACGGAAUGAAUCUGUACAAAAACAAUCACAGUGAAAGCAGUAGUAACCGAAGCUACAGAGACAGUGGUAUCCCAGACUCAGACCACUCACACUCAUGAUGCUGGAGGACUCACAGCAGACUCUGUCUCGGGUUUUUUAAACCUAAGGGAGGUGAUGGUAGGAACCCUGUUCUACUGCAAAACACUGGAAAAAGAGACUGAAAAAGCAAUGUACUGUACAUUUGCCAUAUAAUUUAUAUUUAAGAACUUUUUAUUAAAAGUUUCAAAUUUCAGGUGACUGCUGCGAUUGAUGUAGUGGAGAUGCCUGAACACAAUUCUAUAUUUUAGUAUUUUUUAGUAAUUUGUACUGUAUUUUCCUUGCAAAUAUUGAAGUUAUAAACCAUUUACUUUGUGUU
Myotis daubentonii (Daubenton's bat) is the source of this 3549-nucleotide messenger RNA. It is a transcript of the gene FLRT3, whose product is annotated as fibronectin leucine rich transmembrane protein 3. The record is from RefSeq and is a predicted model, not a curated record. Bases 1304 to 3253 code for a protein of 649 amino acids. Gene Ontology annotation, molecular function: protein binding. The transcript has 5 exons. Lineage: Eukaryota; Metazoa; Chordata; Mammalia; Chiroptera; Vespertilionidae.